This is a messenger RNA of Cladophialophora carrionii CBS 160.54, 1080 nucleotides long. RefSeq lists its product as uncharacterized. The record is from RefSeq and is a predicted model, not a curated record. The transcript has 8 exons. NCBI's taxonomy places the organism in Eukaryota, Fungi, Ascomycota, Eurotiomycetes, Chaetothyriales, Herpotrichiellaceae. The coding region runs from base 1 to 1080 and encodes 359 amino acids. Gene Ontology annotation, molecular function: methyltransferase activity.
AUGGAGAGGGACGCGCACAUUGAUGUCCAGGCAAGUGCGCCCACGCCACGUCACGCAGCGCGAGUGCUAAAGAUCCAGCAGGGAGCGCAAGGUGGCCUCGAUGAUGCUGACUCGGGCUAUGAGGGAAGCGACACGUCGUCGAUCACCACAACGCUCCGUUCGUCAGCGUUGAAUUAUACGCAAGUCUUCGUCCCUCCAAAGAACCUCAAUAAUGGUAGAAGAUACCAGCGACUAGGCACCGACGCCUACGCCUUUCCCAACGACGAACAAGAACAAGAGCGGCUCGACAUGCUGCACCAUAUUUUUCGUCUCGUGCAAGGUGGCCGGCUCCACACCGCCCCGAUCGACACCCCCCAGCGAGUUCUGGAUAUCGGAACCGGGACUGGACUUUGGGCACUGGAGUUCGCCGACGAGUUUCCAGCGGCCCAAGUCUUCGCUGUCGAUCUCAGUCCGAUUCAACCGGAUAUGACUGCCCCGAAUUGUACCUUCAUAAUCGAUGACCUUGAGCAAGAGUGGGACUAUCCGCAAAGUCGCAAGUUCCAUUACAUCCACCAGCGCAGCUUGUCCGGCAGCAUUGGGGAUUGGACGAGGAUGUACAGACAGGCGCUGACGUCUCUCGAGCCUGGCGGCUGGAUCGAGAUCCAGGAGUUUGAAGUCUGGUUCUACUCCCAGGUGCCUGGAGGCCUCCCAGAAGACUCGGCCAUUGUCAAAUGGCAGAAACUGGUCGACGAGGCCAGUCUCUCAUUCGGGCGGCGCCUCAACUAUGCGUCCCGGUUCGAAGCCCAUCUUGAAGAAGCUGGUUUUGUGGGCAUUCAGACGCAGAGGAUCAAGACUCCGAUAGGUGCGUGGCCGAAAGACCGCAGACUCCGUGAGAUCGGGGCAUACCUUCAGGUACAGAUGAAUGAAGCUCUAGAAGCCGUCACGCUCGCGUAUCUCACACGUGCUCUUGGCUGGUCGGAGGAGGAGAUCCACGUCCUGCUGGCGGACGUGAGGAAAGAAUUCAACGACAGGUCCAGACUUCUUUACACGUACUGCUGGUUCAUCACGGGUAGGAAGCCGGAACACGUGGACAAUCAUUAA